AUGGCCGCAGCUGCAAUGAAGCUCUUGCAAGAGCAGGCGGGCCACACGUGCGACGCAAGCUUCGCGGGUGUCGGACCGACGGUGCAAUUUAUGGACACCGUGCACCGCUGGUUCGUGCUCAUGGACUUUGGCGGGUUGCCGAUGAAGCUGGCGGCUGGCUUUGUGAACCGAUCAGCGCAUACGUACUGUAGCAGCGCCGCCAAAGCCCAGUACGGCCGAUUGUCCUCCUGUUCAGAACAAGACAAAGCGGACACCGAUGACACUGAUUCGCAGUUCUCGGCAUACAGCAACAACUCGUCGCCGACACUGAGUCAUGACGCACAUGACUCACCGUCUCAAGACUCGAACCAGUCGAGCAACCUAGCUUCCUCUCAGCAGCACCAGCAGCAGCCUCCGCCGAGCGCUGCAGACGUUUUCAACAUGAAGAUGGCCAGCGUUAAGAAGACCUCGGCGCAAAUUACCAAGCAGCUUGUACAGGAGACGCUUAUGGACGAAGGCCUCCGUGUCAUCAAAGAGCUGGCGUCGCAGAUCAAGUCUGAGGAAUCGAGUGCCACCAACAGCCACUGUGCCACGGACCUGUCUUCGCCGCCAGCGCCACCGCCACGGCCGCGCGGAAGACCUCCCAGGCUGGACCGGGGCGACUACGUGGGCACGUCCCGGAUGGUCCAGGGGGCUCCUCCGCCCCACCCGUCCCUGCAGAAUGGCCACGACCGACCAGGCAGCAACGGACUCGACCUGCACCACCCCAACGGCCUGGCAGCGCCGCCGGCCGUGGACGAGGCAGCCGAUGCCGAGAACAGCCUGAACGCGCUGCUCGCCCUCUCCCAGAAGAGCUUGAUGAAGCAAGAGCCCGCGUCACCCGCCACCAUCAAGAUGGACUAAGGCCAGUUUGUAUGAGGCGUGGCAGUGACAUGACGCCAUACGCGAUGACGCCUGUCCCUGGAAGUCAUUCGUGUAGCAUCCUGACAGGUUCUUUUUUUUUCCCCUCAAAUGCCAGGAAUCGAUAUUACGUGACACUGAGCCAGAUCCGCCGUCAUUCUGAGUUACGUGCGGUUGCUGCCGCACUUUACACCGUGGCACGCCAACGUGGGCGCAGAAUGUCUAUAGCCAUUGGUCGAUGAGGCGUGCCUGUCCUCCGUCCUGUUCGGCCAGUCCUUCCCAGGUCGUUGUUGCACAAGGUGGCUUCUGUCAUCCAAGAGAAUUCGGCCGUUAUAUUUUGUGCUUGACAAUGUUAUCGGGUACGUGAGUGGUGGCUAGUUUUUGACUACCUGUUUUGUGGUGUAUGGCUCGAAAUUGGAAUUGACUAGUAAGAGCUCUAUCAAAAGAAAUGUCUAUACACGCUGAUUACAAAUCAUAGAAGCGUGCACACUUAAGGCGUCACGGAGUUAUGAUAAGGCUGUGAGGUCCGUUGUGAGGCCGCUGCGCUAUAUGCUUACCAGUGCCGCACUAAAGCCUCACAGUUGGCAUCACAAUCUAAUAUCAACGUAGUGGUGCCUUAAGUUUAUCCGUCAAAUGGCUCUAGGAAGACUGUGAUGGAUUCGGUUUGGUGACAGACUGCAUGUUAGAAGGCCAUGUCAUAGAAGCACUGACGUGCUCUGCCAUUUGUCUGCGUAAGAACAUGGUGGCAGAAUGCCUGUCGUGGUGUUGCGGUGACAUGCUGGAGAACGCCUUCGAAUGGGCAAAUAUGACGCGUUUUCCAUGACAGCAGUGAUGAAUUCAGGAGCAGCGACUGCGUCGGGCAACUAACUGCCGUGGAUUGAGCAGAGUUUCAUCCCUGACAACAUCGAAAGCGUCCGGGGCAUUGCCGUAGCUCUUAGCCUAACAGCCAUCAAAUGACCUCGCAUAAGGUGCCAUACACCGCAAGUCGACUCGCUUCACAGCCAAAGCCUGCCAUGGAAGCCGUGCAGGUUUUCGAGCUACUGUCAUGUGCUGGUGCCGUGCACUGGCUAAAUUUACGCUCUGAUUGUAGUGUGGCGUUCACUGGGCUGGCAAGCUGCGCUAUUCAGCAUGGUUGCGGACUGCGCGGUGGGCACAAUUGGAUGCUGACAUUCCCUGUACUGGAGGAACAGGGAUGCUGACAUUCCCUGUUCCUCCAGCUCUUUUGACGUGCCAGUGUUACCUCUAAACUGCUUACUAUUCGGGGAUCCAUGAAUAUUUCGUAUGAGGCAUGCAGUUGAGCAUAUUUCUCAGCUUAAAGGACAUUAUGUAGAAAUUGCAGCCCUUGUCCUGAGCAAGUUUAUUCAUGGACAGCUAAAUACUAGCGCCUAUGUCCGCCCCUCGUGCUUUGUGUUAUGUUCUGUUAAGAAUGAAAGCAUGAUGGUAAUGACCACUGCAGCAGUGUUCUGUGGACUAAUUCUCACUGCUCUCUAGCCAAAUGUCUUGCAUGACGUCAUAACGAAGGUAACAGCAUGCCAAGAAACUCAAUGCAUUGUUUCCAAAGCGGACAAUGCGAAACAAAGUUUGUGGUAUUUACACAAACCUGCACCAUUCUUCUGAUUCCUAAUUUGCUUAGUCGGCUUUAGUGAAUCUCUCGUAACUAAUAAGUAAUUUAAUGGUAUUUUCCGGCCUACAUCGAAUGGUCUGUGCCGCAGCAGCAACUGUGGCAAAACAGAUAUCGGAAUGCUUUUUGAUGUGGGUGCAUUGCUCUACGUUUGUGUGCUUUUUUAGCGUUCUGGCUUUCGCGUCUUUCAUGCGCCUUUGAGCAGGCCAGUGAGUAUGCGAAGGUUCUCCGUUUGCCCGUAGCCGUUUUUUUUUAAUUGAAAACGUGCAACAAGAAGUGCGGGCGCUGAUCUUGCAUGCUUUGGUAUGGCCUCACGAGAGAGCUGUUUGUUGGUGCCGCCGUUCACCUUCAUUAUAAGCCAGGCCUCCUGAGCAAUUGCGCGAUCCUUAGGUUUUCCAGUUUCGACGUUCUCACGGUGAUUCAUGCAGGACGUGGUGUAAAUACAUUUGUGCAAGCUUAUCUUCAUUCCUCAACUUGUGGAAAAGACUGAAGGAGGCAGCGAUUCCUAGCCGUGUUUAGUGUCCGCACCAGAGUAGGGUAUCCUCCCAAUAUUCUGUUAUUAGAUUGAAUGGCACUUGUUCAGCAACGAAGUUGCGAGGAUGACCAGGCGAAAGAGCUGCAGGGGAACCUGGCCACCUCAUACACAGUGCAGCUUCGUAGCUGUUGACCGAAAGCACGGGUUUCACACAACGCUCCUAACAAAAAAAAAUCCAUACAGAAAACCACAAAAACCACAAUCAGAUUGCGGAAACGAAUGAUCGUGGAAAGAUUGCACACAGCAUUUUUAAACUGGUAUAAUAGAGAUGAAACAAAACAAAACAUGAACUUGUCACGGAAACAGAGCCCACUGUACAAAUAUUUCGCGUAUCUUUUUCAUAAAGGCAGCACAAAUACAUCGAGACCAUUUUCUUUGUGCAGUUGGUUCAACUGUGUCGGUAAACAAAACCUAAACAUAUGGCGGUCGUAGGCUGACAAACGUUGUAAACGGGGAUAGGCGUCUGUGAAGAUGACAGUUUGUUAACGUAUAAUCGUUUUUAAUUCUUGCUUCUCUAUAUGAGCGACAACGCCUAUAGCUGAAUAAAUAUGCAAUUUUCAUUACCCUAAGACUUGAGAAUACGUGAU
Dermacentor silvarum is the source of this 3622-nucleotide messenger RNA. RefSeq lists its product as uncharacterized. The record is from RefSeq and is a predicted model, not a curated record. The transcript has 6 exons. Lineage: Eukaryota; Metazoa; Arthropoda; Arachnida; Ixodida; Ixodidae. The coding region runs from base 1 to 882 and encodes 293 amino acids.